ACUGAGACUAGAGAUGGAGUCGCCGGCGGCGGAGGAGCAGGAGCUGGUAGUGUCGGCGCCACCCAUGCAGUUGCAGGAUAAUUCACCAUAUUUGUCGGGGAAACCACUGCUGUUAGUAGAACACCCAGAUGUUACUAAGAGAAGAGGAGGGACUCAUUCUUUGACUCCCUUCUUCACACCAUUGGGCAGCCCAAUAAGAAGGGCUAUACAGAUGACCAAGUUUGAUCCUCAGGAUGCAUGGCUUCCCAUUACUGAAUCCAGAAAUGGAAACGCCUUCUACGCUGCCUUUCAUACUCUUUGCUCCGGGAUUGGGAUUCAAGCCCUUGUCCUUCCUGUUUCCUUCACCAUUCUUGGCUGGACAUGGGGAGUAAUAUGCUUGACAAUAGCAUUUGUAUGGCAGAUGUAUACACUGUGGUUGUUGGUGAAGCUGCAUGACUCCCCUGAAACUGGGGUACGUUACAGCAGAUACCUCCACAUCUGCCAGGCUACUUUUGGCAACAAACUUGGGAAGCUGAUGGCCCUCUUUCCAAUAAUGUACCUCUCCGGAGGCACAUGCGUGGCGUUGAUCAUCGUGGGUGGCUCAACCCUGAAGCUUUUCUUCCAGAUCAUAUGCGGCCACGGCUGCAAUGCGAAGCCACUCACCACCGUGGAAUGGUACUUGGUCUUUACAUGCGCUGCUGUGCUUCUAUCUCAGCUCCCCAACUUGAACUCCAUCGCUGGGGUCUCAUUGAUUGGCGCUGCCACAGCCAUUGGGUACUGUACAAUAAUGUGGCUCGUGGCUGUCACUGAGGGCAGGCUUGAAGGCGUGUCAUACGACCCAGUGAGACCAGUUGAAAAUGUGGCUUUGAUUUUUGGGGUUCUGAACGCCCUUGGGAUCAUCGCUUUUGCUUUCAGGGGCCACAACCUUAUACUUGAAAUCCAGGCGACCAUGCCAUCAAGUGAAAAGCGUACAACCUACGUGCCAAUGUGGAGAGGGGUGAAAGUAGCGUAUUUAAUCAUAGCAUUGUGUUUAUUUCCCCUUGCAAUAGGAGGAUACUGGGCUUAUGGCCAAAAGAUACCUGAAAAUGGUGGCAUGCUGACGGCAAUUUACUCGUACCAUGGGCGAGACACUUCCCAAUUUGUUCUAGCACUGACAAGCUUACUAGUCAUAAUCAACUCUGUGAGCUCGUUCCAAAUCUACGGUAUGCCGAUGUUCGACGACAUGGAGUCCAAGUAUACCAAGAGGAAAAACAAGCCAUGCCCAUGGUGGCUCCGGGCAUUGUUCCGAACCAUGUUCGGAUACGGGUGCUUCUUUGUGGCUGUAGCCAUACCAUUCUUGGGAAGCUUUGCAGGCCUCACAGGAGGCGUUGCAGUGCCAGUGACCUUUGCAUAUCCAUGUUUCCUAUGGCUGAAGAUAAAGAAGCCCAAGAAGUACAGCAUGAUGUGGGUUCUGAACUGGGUUCUGGGAGCUUCAGGCAUGGUGUUGAGUGUUGUACUGAUAGCUGCUGGGGUUUAUGUUGUGAUUGAUACUGGUAUUAAGGUGAGCUUUUUCAAGCCCUAGUACUAGGAAAAACCAGUAGUCUCAUGGGAGGAAGAAAUUAAGCUAAUUAAUUAACUGGAUUUUAAGGCUUUGAUCUUU
Molecule: messenger RNA, 1618 nt
Organism: Vitis riparia (riverbank grape)
Lineage: Eukaryota; Viridiplantae; Streptophyta; Magnoliopsida; Vitales; Vitaceae
Product: lysine histidine transporter-like 8
Exons: 5
Coding region: 14-1540 (508 amino acids)
Cellular component (GO): plasma membrane
Source: RefSeq, a predicted model, not a curated record